Molecule: messenger RNA, 996 nt
Organism: Aspergillus campestris IBT 28561
Lineage: Eukaryota; Fungi; Ascomycota; Eurotiomycetes; Eurotiales; Aspergillaceae
Exons: 1
Source: RefSeq, a predicted model, not a curated record
CCUCCUGUUUUUCUUUUCCACCCCCUCGUUCUACUUUGCGGUAUAUAAUUGUGAUAUAGACUGCUCCUGAUUCUUAUUCUGAUACAUAACAAUCAGAUUGCAUCCAUCAUGCAAGGCGUCGGACAUUAAUCUCAGAAAUCAAAACCCUCGGAGGGGAAAAAAAACAGCACGAUCAGAUAGGCAGUAGAGUGCAGUAGCGUGGCCUCGGUUAUCAGGUACUGGGCGCAACAACGACGGGUUCCACUGGGUCUGCUCGUCCCCAUCCACGAAUAAGUGCUUGGUAGUGGGGCAUUCAACCGCCAACAAAAUGAAGACCAGCACAGAAAAGAAAAAAAGAAAGGUAAAAAAAGAGGGAGAAAAGAUGGUCUGCCCUAGGAUCAUCUUCACAAGUCCAAUAUGGAUAUCCGCCGAGAGGCAUUAUCAGAUGCCCACACUAACAAAUCCAUCCGGCCGCCCCUCUUGCUCCCCUGCCAAGUGGAGGUUCCUAACCUCCAUUCUGGCUUGGUUUCAUUUGGCUUUCUCCGCUUUUUUUCUGCUCUCGAGGGAGAGACCCUCCUCUGGAUUCCGUGCCAUUGCUGGCCCCCCCGAUGUUCACUGCAGCUUUUGUUUUCUUAGCCCUGGGCCGUAACCGGAGCCGUUGUGAUGGUUCCAAAAUUCUCCCCCCCCUCUCUCUCCUUUAGUGCGUGGGUGGAUAUAGCGAUGUGUCAUGGGCCCUUUUACCUCCCCAGUAUCUUUUCGUCUCUUUUUCUGGUCCGAUCUUUCUCCCUUUCUCUCUCUCUUCCGGUUUCUUGUCUUUCUUUUGAUUUUUAUCUUUGAUUCUUUUCUCCCCUCGGCCUGCCGUGUCUCAUCCCACAAUAACCCAUACAAUUCAAGGUUGUCUUUCUAGCGGGCAUGCUUUGGAGGUAGCUUGUUUGAGUGAGCUGUUUCACUCGUCGACUAUAACCUGCUAACUCUGUGGGAGAUCUUGCAUGUGCAAUUGUUGAUUGCCAUUGAUCC